Nomia melanderi (Alkali bee) is the source of this 3213-nucleotide messenger RNA. It is a transcript of the gene MetRS, whose product is annotated as methionyl-tRNA synthetase 1. Gene Ontology annotation, biological process: methionyl-tRNA aminoacylation. Gene Ontology annotation, cellular component: aminoacyl-tRNA synthetase multienzyme complex; cytosol. Gene Ontology annotation, molecular function: ATP binding; methionine-tRNA ligase activity. The record is from RefSeq and is a predicted model, not a curated record. NCBI's taxonomy places the organism in Eukaryota, Metazoa, Arthropoda, Insecta, Hymenoptera, Halictidae.
UGUGGAGUUACCGAAGUUGCCACAAAAUAAUACAUUGAGUCUACCCUAGCAUUUACUUGUCGCUCACAUGUGUCGGUUGUGUGCUGAACAUAUUUUCAUCUAUUUAUUGUGAAUAUUUAUUAACUUAUUAGUAAAAAUGAUUAUUUUCACGAACCAAGGCAAUCCAAACACGUUGAAGCUAAUUAUUGCAGCUAAAAUGGCUCGAGAAGCUAUCACUCUGAAUAUAUUGGAACCAAAUAGAAGCUUUGUAAGUCGUUUACCUGCUAUACAAUUAUCAUGCGGAUCAUACCUAUUUAGUACUAGUUCAGCAGUGCAACUCGCAGUACGUUUGCCUGAAGAAUCUAGGAUUGUAAAUAGCAAGUGGUUAGAGUGGGAUGUUACUCAGUUGCAGCCAGCUAUAGUAUACUGCGGUAAUACACCUAAUGCAGAUAAAUCUAGUUUGUGGGGUUUAUUAAAAUAUUUAAAUGAUGAAUUAGCAGAUAAUGAGUACUUAAUUAAGGAUGAGAUUCAUGGUUUAUCAUUGGCAGAUGCUUGCAUUUGGGUAACAAUAUGGUCUACUAUAUUAGUUACAGAGAUUGGACAAGAACUGUGUAAGGACUAUCCAUCUUUGAAGAAGUGGUCAUCAAAUAUUGAACUUUUGCCAGUUAUUCAAGACGCCCUUGAGGAAUAUGAAUUUGAAAGAGGUAGUAAAGCAAUUCUUAGUAUACAGUCUGGAAGCUGGUUCCCUGUUAAUAGCAGUACUUACUUACAAAACUGUAAACCAGCCCUAGCUAAAAUGAGUCCUGGUAAAGAGAAAGAAAAAGUUGUUGAAGCAGUUAGUGAAGAUGAAAUUCAAAAGGUUUCUAGUAAUUGGUCUUCUAAGCCAUAUCCAGCUGUAAAGAAUUCACCUUAUCCUAUAUUACCAAAGAAGGAUGAAAGAAAUGUUUUAAUAACCUCUGCAUUACCCUAUGUAAACAAUGUUCCUCAUUUGGGAAAUAUUAUUGGUUGUGUACUUUCUGCUGAUAUUUUUGCCAGAUACUGUAGACAAAGAAAUUAUAAUACACUUUUUAUUAGUGGUACUGACGAAUAUGGCACUGCUACAGAGGCCAAAGCUUUGGAAGAGAAAACAACACCACAAGCUAUAUGUGACAAGUUUUUUGAUAUACAUAAUGAUGUAUAUAGAUGGUUUAGUAUAGGAUUUAACUAUUUUGGUCGUACUACUACACCUCAGCAAACAGAGAUCGUGCAAUCAUUUUUUUCCAGUAUAAAAUCACAGGGAUUCGUGUUUAGCGAUACCGUAGAUCAACUUCUCUGUGAAUCUUGUGAUAGAUUUUUAGCAGAUAGAUUUGUAGAAGGUAUAUGUCCAAGGUGUCAUUAUGCAGAAGCACGUGGUGAUCAAUGUGAUGGAUGUGGUCACUUAGUAAAUGCAACAGAUUUAAUAGCUCCUCGUUGCAAAGUCUGUAGCAAUACACCAAUUGUUAAAAAGUCGGAUCAGUUUUUCUUAGAUUUACCUAAGUUAGAAGAGAAGCUAAAAGAUUGGUCCUCAGGUGUGGAAUUAGGGUGGUCGAAUGUUGCUAAAGUAGUUGCUAAGCCAUGGUUACGUGAUGGACUGAAGCCGCGUUGUAUAACGAGAGACUUAAAGUGGGGAAUACCUGUACCAGAGAAAGGUUUUGAAAAUAAAGUAUUCUAUGUUUGGUUCGAUGCACCGUUUGGUUAUAUCAGUAUUACGAAGAGAUAUACUAAAGAUUAUGAACAGUGGUGGAAACCUACAGAUGCAAGGGUUGAUUUAUAUCAAUUUAUGGCAAAGGAUAAUGUUCCCUUCCAUGCAAUAAUGUUCCCCGCUUGUUUACUAGCAGCUAACCAGGGUUAUACGUUAGUGAAACAUUUAAUGGCGACAGAGUAUUUAAAUUAUGAAGAUACAAAAUUCUCUAAAUCGAGAGGAAUUGGAGUAUUUGGCACUGAUGCCAGAGAUACGGGUAUACCAGCUGAUGUUUGGCGAUUUUAUCUAGCAUACAUUAGACCAGAAACCCAAGAUUCUAAUUUCAAUUGGGCGGAUUUAGCAACCAAAAACAACAGUGAAUUAUUAAAUAAUUUUGGAAACUUUGUGAAUAGAGCUCUAAUGUUUGCGGAAAAAUAUUUCGAUUCCAAAAUUCCACCAAUGAUACUCCAGGAAGAUGACUUGAUGUUAUUAGCGUUAGCCCAACGCGAAUUGAAGUCCUACAUUCACACUUUGGAGCAAGCUAAACUGCGAGAUGGCUUGAAACAUGUAUUAGCCAUCUCUAAACAUGGAAAUCAGUUCAUGCAAUCCCAGCAGCCUUGGGUGAAAAUUAAAGGAACUGAUGACGAUAAAAAGAGAGCUGGAACAGUCAUCGGUGUGUGUUGUAAUUUAGCAUGUCUGUUGGCUGCACUAUUGGCUCCAUUCAUGCCUAAUACAUCACGGGAACUGAGGUCACAGUUAGGAUUGGAUAGCGCUAACUAUGGAUAUAUUCCUGACAUUAUUACGAAUAUGCUUCCGACGGGUCACAAAAUUGGCAAACCUUCUCCCCUCUUUAAAAAAAUUGAAGAUAAAGAUGUAGAGUCCUUAAGGAAGAAAUACGGUUCGAAACAGGAUAUUAAAAAUAAAAAUGGAGGGAAAAGUUGCGAACAAAAAUGUUUGGAAACUGUAAUAGCAGUGCAGGGUCAUAAAGUUAGAGAACUGAAAUCUAAAUAUGACAAGAGUGUUUGGCAACCUGAGGUUCAGGUUCUCUUAGAAAUGAAGAAGAGGCUUGCUGAUCUCAUAGGCGGAGGAAGUAAACCUUCCAAGCCUGCAAAAACUAGGAAGCCUGAAAAGGCGUCUGUACCUGAACAAACUCCAGAUGUCAGUCUAGUAGCUAUAGAUGCGGCUAUAAUUAAGCAAGGCUUUCUGAUACAUGAAUUGCAUAGUACAACAGAGAAAUCUGCAUGGCAGCCCAAAGUGGUGAAACUAUUGCAACUUAAAAGACAGUUAUUCAAUCUCACUGAAACACUUCGAGCACUGACUGAUAAAAAAGUUGAAAAGAAUUAAUUUAAUUGCUAGGCAAUGAACAUGCAUUUACCAUCGACGGAAAGCGAUCAUACUAUUUUAUAAUAAAAUCCCAUGCUUCAUUUUUUAUUAUCAUGCAACUUUUGUCAAAAUACAUUGAAAAUCAUAUGAUAUUCAUUUUUAAAUGGUGUAAUUGAUACGUUAUAUUUAAUAAAAUUAAUUUAUACAUCGCA